This is a messenger RNA of Cottoperca gobio, 6191 nucleotides long. RefSeq names its product supervillin d (gene svild). Gene Ontology annotation, molecular function: actin filament binding; phosphatidylinositol-4,5-bisphosphate binding. Lineage: Eukaryota; Metazoa; Chordata; Actinopteri; Perciformes; Bovichtidae. The record is from RefSeq and is a predicted model, not a curated record. Gene Ontology annotation, biological process: cytoskeleton organization; actin polymerization or depolymerization; barbed-end actin filament capping. Gene Ontology annotation, cellular component: actin cytoskeleton; cytoplasm.
GGCAGGACAGAGCCGUGUCUCCCCUCAUCUUCGGUAAAGGAUGCGUAGAGAAAGCCGAACUUAUUUCUAUUAGUGUCGAUAUAUUUCUAUAUUAUAUUUUAAUUCUCGUCGAGGACUCGCUCUUGUUCAACGUUAGUCGACCCAGUGACGCGCUGCGGUUAGCUUUGUCAGGAACUUUGCAAAACAUAACUUUAGCUAAUGUCCUGUUAAAACCAUAGUGUGAUAACUUAUUUUGUUAGAAAAGCUGUCCAACUGUCAUAUCUUCGUGGAUGUUGUGUUUGCUGACCUCCCUAAAGAACUGCAGCACUGAGGUGAUUUUUGAUGGAGUGAGACACUGCUGUCAAGUGAGAUCUACAAGGAAGCUGAUCUACAUAUCUGGGACAGGACAAUUGAAGUAGCAAUUUGAAAUCUUCUCACCUGCAUUCGAACCCUAAUCGCCAUUGAACUUGAGAAAUGGAUGGAGUAGACACCUUGCAGAGCUCGGCCCCAGAGACCAAGGCUGAGAGAAUCGCUCGGUACAAGGCAGAAAGGAGGAGGGAGCUCGCUGAGCGCUAUGGCAACACAGACGAAUUCACCUCCAAAUAUGUCCGUCGGGACAGGAAAAACGGAGACGCAUCCGAAACUGUGUCUUUGGAAACUAAGGAGAAGGAAAAAUAUGAGGAUAAUGGAUUAGAGCAAACAUACACCCGGAGGGGCCUCAGGAAUAAAGUGCCUGAGCACACUGAUGAUGAGCCCGCCCGGGAGAAAGAGGGCACCACUCACCUCAAAGCAGAAGCUGUCUCCUCCGUGAAGACGUCCUCUCAUUUGAGGCUGCUGGAAACCGAUGACACAGAGGAGCCAAAGGUUGACGAACAGCCUGCGGACUCAGCCAAGAGGACUUCCAAGAUGUCUAUUUCUAAGGAUCUAGAGGGCAUGGAGGAUGGAAGCAGCGUCCGACGUGCCGAUGACGGGCCAAAGUGUCAGUCAAUGAGCAGUGACGAAGAGGAAUCCUCCGCCAGCCUCCACGAGACUGAUACAAGCAAGUUAAUGGAUGAAAACGAGGCCCCAGAUGAACCGUCAUGGAAGGAGCCGCAUGAAAAUGCUUCCUCUGCCGAAGAAAAGCCUUCCAGUCUCCUCUCCGACAGAACUCUCCCCCUCAGCAAGACCAGAGACGCCUCACCCCCUCCUUCUCCUCCCUGCCAGCGUGCCUCGCUGCAGCGCCAAGACUCUGGGCCUCGGGGCAUCAAGGGAAUCCUAAAGAAAAGCCGCUCCACCAGCGUGGAAUCGGACCACAGCGAGGGCUCGACACCGGAUUGCACACCAGCCCGACAAAGCAGCGUCACCCUCACCCACCCUGAGAGCGAGGAGGAGGAGGAGGAGGAGGAGGAGGAGAUGGAGGAUGAGGAGGUGGAGGAGAUAGAGGAAGAGGUCAAUGGGGACAAUGACAGAGCGGAUGACUCAUUAACUGAUGAUAUCACGGACGGAGGGAGCUUCAGCAUCGACAGACAACAGAGGCAGGGAAGUGGCAGCAGCGGCGGCAGCGGCGGCAGCAGCAGUGGCGGGAGCUUCGAGGAGAUGCGAAGUCCCUCGCCUGACGAGAGCCUGGAGGCGUCCACAGUGUCGGAGGACGUGGAGGAGCUGGAGAGCAGUUUGGAUGGAAGCCAGGGCUCUUCACUCAAACAGAGACUGGCAGAGUUCACUGGUGAAGGGGAGAAGAAGGAUAGAGUGAAGAAUCCCAAAUCAUCCGAGCUGAUCCAGCCAAAACUGUCUGAUCGCUUCGGUCAGCUCCAGGAUGCUGAAAAUGCUUGGAGGAAAAAGAAAUCCAGUGUGGAUUUGGGGCCCAAAGUGUCGCUGGCAGACAGGAUGAAGGUCCUUAAAGACAAAGAGGAGCAGUGGAAGAGCAGAGGCAAAGGAGCUGCCAACGACUCCGUCCAGUUCACCGUGGCCGGACGCAUGGCCAAGAAAGGUCUUGUGACCGAUAAGGAAGAUUCGCCUCUUAUAUCCCUCAAGAAGUGUAAUGCCACGCCUGUGAAACCCCACGAAGAAAUCUCCAGUAGAACUGAUGUGAAGGUGGAAGGAGAUAAAAGGCUGGACAAGCUUGAGUCUUUCCUCGACAAGCUCCACAAUAAAGGCGUGAGCAAAAGCAAGAUAUCCACCGUCGAGGUGACGGCAGAGACGGAGAAAGAGGUGAUGACCCUGGAUGAUGACGAGACGUUCGGCAACUUUUACAAAACUGUCUCGCCGUCGACGCUCAUGGACUGCAGUCUGGUUCUGACAGAGGAGGACCUCAGCCAGAUCCAGGCCAAUACGCCAAAGCUCACCUCCGCCGUAACAGAACACAAGCGAGCAGUACGACCAACCAGAAGGAACCAGGGCUCCAGGAACCCUCUGCGGGCUCUGGCUGCUCGCAACGACAUCCGCCAGGUGUACACCGAGCAGAGGCUCAACGUGGCCUCAUUGGAGACCAAGAGGAUCCAAGUGGAGAGGAUGGCAAAGCACUCCAAAACAAAUCUCGCUGAUGUGGCCUUGGCGGGUCUCGCCAGCAAGGAGAACUUCCGCAAAAUCAACCUGCGCAGCGUGAAAUCCACCGAUGUUGUGACCAACAACAGCACGCUGCCUUUCAACAAACUCAUGCUCAUUCGCAUCAAAGGUCGGAGGCACGUCCAGGUGCGCCUGAUGGAGCCCACAGCCCACUCUCUGAACAGCGGCGACUGCUUCCUUCUCAUAACACCAAAGCAAUGCUACAUGUGGAGUGGAGAGUUUGCCAACGUCAUUGAGAAAGCUAAGGCGUCGGAUAUGGCUGCGUUUGUUCAGGCCAAGAGGGACCUCGGGUGUAAGGCCUCCCAGGUGACAGUGCUGGAGGAGGGCAUCAACACGGACAGCAGAUGGGCCAAAGAGUUCUGGAGCCUGCUGGGAGGACAUACCCAAUACAGAGGAGCAGGGGAGCCAGAGGAGGACGAGCUGUAUGAGACUGGGGUGUUAGACUCCAACGGGGUGUACAGACUCCUGGGAGACAAACUGGUGCCUCAUGAAGAAGCCUGGGCCUCCAUCCCGAGUGUCUCCUUGCUCGACUCUAAAGAGGUCUUAGUGUUUGAUUUUGGCGGUGAAGUGUACGUGUGGCACGGGAAAGACGUGCCCUUGGGUGACAGAAAAGUGGCUGUGAAACUGGGCAAACAGCUUUACAGCGGCAGCUAUGACUACAGCAGCUGCAGAGUCAACCCUUUAGAUGCCUCCUGCACGAAUACAGAUGUGCCUCAGCAGGGGGAGGGUCGCCCGAGCUGGGCUCUGUUUGGCCGGCUGUCAGAGCACAAUGAGACGUCCCUGUUCAGAGAGAAGUUCCUGGACUGGGCCGAGAGGAAGAAGGAGGAAGCAGCUCAAGCAGAGGAAAUCAAGAGCCCAGUCCACACCAUUGAACGGCCCGCACUUGACUUGGAACUGCAGCCAUGUGACGCCAAGGCCCUGCUGGACAACGAGCCGGCGCCGGUAAAGACAGUUCUGGAGGGGGUGAACGUCCAGCGGGGCCACGGCCUGGUCAGGGCAGACGACGGAAGACAGGCAGAGUUGGCUACAAUAGCUGUAGACGCCUGGCACAUCAAAGAGCACGGUGAGGAGGAACUGCCUCCAGAGAGCCUGGGCCAACUGCACGAGGGCGACGCCUACAUCAUCCGUUGGAAGUACUCCAUCACCACACUCGUGGGGAAGCGACAGAAACCCGGGGAGCUGAGUGCCGGGGCCCCUGGAAGAGAGAGGACUGCUUGUUUUUUCUGGCAAGGCAGUCACUCCAGCGUCAGUGAGAAAGGAACCUCAGCUCUAAUGACGGUGGAGCUGGGCAGUCACAGGGGAUCACAAGUGUUGGUUAGUGAGGGGAAAGAGCCUCCGUGCUUCCUCCAGCUCUUCAAUGGAGGUUUGAUCAUCCACAAGGGCAGUAGAGAAAACAGUGGCAACAACACAGAUGACUGGAGGUUGUUCUGUGUCCGUGGAGAGGCGGAGGUGGAGGCCUCACUGGUGGAGAUCGAUUGCCUGCGUGGCAGUCUGCGCUCCCGUGCUAGCCUGGUGCUUCUUAACGCUCAGAAAGACGUUCUCUACUUGUGGCACGGCUGUAAGGCACAUGCCAGUGCCAGGCAGGUGGCCAAAAGAGCUGUGGACAAACUAACCCAGAGGUGUCCCUCAGAGUUAAGUCUGAGCAGCACCAGCAGCGUGACAGUUGAGGAGGUGGAGGAAGGUACUGAACCUGCAGAGUUCAUGAAGGCUCUGGGCCCGCAAGACAAGAAGGCCUACGACUGUAUGCUGCAAGAUCCAGGGAAGUACAACUACACACCACGGCUGUUCCGGCUGAGUGCCAGCUCCGGGGUGUUCGAAGGGGAGGAGCGGCUGUAUCCAGCCAGGGUGACAGAGGGUGUCAUGGCGAUGCCCUUCCUGCAGGAGAACCUCUACUCUGCACAACAGCCAGCCCUGUUCCUGCUGGAUAACCGUAUGGAGGUGUACCUGUGGCAGGGCUGGCAGCCUGAUGACACACAGUGUACCGGAUCUGCAAAGAUGCGCUGUAACAGCGAGAGGAAGUGUGCCAUGGAGAUGCUGCAGUACUGCAAAGAAAAGAACCCUCGGCGCCCCCCUCUGGCAUAUCUGGUCCUAGCAGGAUGUGAACCUCUCACCUUCACCAACAUCUUCCCAUACUGGGAGAAGGACACCAGUAUCACUUCAAAGACUGAGAGCUCCAAGAACAAGGUGAUGUUAGUAAAGGAGGCGCUGUCUCGGCUCAGUAAGCUGCAAUACUCCAUCGAGGAGCUGACUGGGAAGCUGCUCCCAGAGGGAGUGGACCCUCUCCGCCUGGAGGACUACCUGUCUGACCAGGACUUCAAGACACUUCUCGAGAUGAGUCGAGUUGAGUUCAACGCUCUGCCAAACUGGAAGCAAAAGAAUCUGAAGAAAAGCAAGGGCCUGUUUUAAAACAAAUCUUUUUGUACACAAGUCUGCCGGGUUUUUUUAUGUUCUCAGCAGCUUUUCUUACAUUUUUUAUUCCAAGAAAAAAAUGAUGUCCUCAUUUUGUAAAGGAAAGCAAAUGUACAAUUUUGUUCAAAUGUUGAUUUAUUUUUUAAGAACAAUGUAAUUUUUCCAUGUGUAUUUGUAGCCAAACAUUAUGUGCAAUUGUUAAUCUUUUUGAUGGCAAGAUGUUUUCCUUUUAUGGAAAAAAAUAGUUACCCUUAUAUUAUAAAUAUGUAAUAUACUAUAAAUGAAUGUGUUUUUAUGUCUGACUCCAGACGGUGUUGAUUUUCAUGUGAGAAUGUGUUUGCCUGUGGUUUCAAAACGGAGGGAGAGUUAUUCAUUGAUUUUUAUAUUUCACAGAGAAAGCCAGUUCUGUGUAAUAGGAUUAAAUUGUUCAGCAAAAAUGUCUCCACUUAGAGGUUGACAAGCAAAAGAAGCAAAAACAAAUUAAAGUUUAGAGAACAAUCCCUAUAAUGUGUGGACGUUUGAGAGAAACGUGGUGAUCUUAAACCAAGAUUGUAUUCCCAGCGUCUGACUCGUAUAAUUGUAACAGCAAAUAUAUUCAUUUUGUAUUUGUUAUUUUAGAUGUGUGUGGAUGAGUGAACUCUAAAAUCCCAAAGAAAACUGAAACAUGAACUCUGACUCUCCAACCAUCACAUCGACUGACUGUUGUCAGCAUCACUGAAACGGACCCAAAACAUCUUUUCAAGUUUGGUACUGAAUACUUCCUGGUUCUCAUGGCCUGUGUGCCAGGGAUGGCAGCCCUUUGAUCAACUGGUUGUUAGGGACCAAAACAAAUAUUUUUGACUUGUUAUACAUGUUUGUGUGUGUCUGAGUGUGUAAAUGUGCAACUUUAAAAGUAUUACGUGUGUGUGGGUGUGUAAGAGAGAGUACCUGUGCAGUAUAAACUGCCUUAUACCUGUAGCUGACACCACAAAUGUAUACUGCAAAUGUGAUGUUACAUGUAAACCAUACUGUUAAUAUGACUGUCUGUGAUGUCUGAAUUAGGAAACUCUCUGCAUGAUGUUCACAAAAAUAUUUUGCUUACCAAACGUGUAUUAAGUUGUUGCAAUAUGCAUUUUUUUUUUUGUGAUAUGUAAGAUCUGCAUUUUAUGUGAAGACAGCUUCCAGGCCAGCUUUUAUUUUGUGGCACAUAACAGUAAACAUUGUGGUAGGGAAAUGAGAUAUAAAUGCUCAAGAUUCCCUUUUAAAUAAAGUAUUUAAAAAAA